Molecule: messenger RNA, 1776 nt
Organism: Encephalitozoon hellem ATCC 50504
Lineage: Eukaryota; Fungi; Microsporidia; Unikaryonidae
Product: ABCG-like transporter
Exons: 1
Coding region: 1-1776 (591 amino acids)
Cellular component (GO): membrane
Molecular function (GO): ATP binding; ATP hydrolysis activity; ABC-type transporter activity
Source: RefSeq, a predicted model, not a curated record
AUGAAAGCAGAGUUACAAAGUUCUGAGCUUCUCUGGAGAAAUCUAAGGCUUAUCUCAAAGGAUAGCAAUGGAACAAGAAAAGCUGUUCUGAAGGGAGUCAGCGGAUCCAUAGAGCCCUCGACAAUGACUGCACUUAUGGGAACAAGUGGAGCGGGGAAAACCACCCUCAUGAACUCCCUGGCAGGGAGAAUCUCGUCUGAGAUGAAUCUUAAGGGCGAGAUCCUCGUGAAUUCGCACCCAAGAUCGAAAGACACAUGGCCUAACACCAUUGGGUAUGUGGAGCAGGAGUUCCAUGCAUAUGAAUACCAGACUGUUUUCGAGACUCUUUUAUUUGCGUCGAAAAUAAAGAUGAGAUAUGAAGAGGUAGAACAAAAGAUAAGGAAUAAAAUAGAGGAGAUAAUAGGGCUUCUUGGACUUAACAAUGCUAGGGAUACCUAUGUUGCAAAUCUGUCUGGAGGAGAAAGGAAACGGGUUUCUAUAGGGGUUGAGCUACUUGGAGAUCCUUCAAUACUGUUCUGCGAUGAGCCCACAAGUGGCCUAGACUCAUUCAACGCCUUAAAUAUUCUCAGCGUUCUCAAGAACUUAGCAAGCAUGGGAAAGACGAUUCUGGUCACCAUUCAUCAGCCAUCAUAUGAGAUGAUAGACUUCUUUGAUAAGUUUAUAUUAAUGUCCAUGGGGAGGGUGGUUUAUGAUGGAGAUGUCAAGGGAUGCAUCGAGUUUUUUGAUAGCUGUGGGUAUCGGCUGCCUGAGCUCACAAACCCGAUGGACUUCUUCUUGAAGACCAUAAGUCUUGAUACAAGAACAAAGGAGCUACAGGGAAAAAGCUUGGAUGUGAUUACUCACAUAAGUAACGAAUGGGACAGAAAAAGAAAGGUGCCUGUGCCAAAGCUCCAUGGCGAGGUUAGGAUAGAAAACACUGCAAGAAGGUCCUCACUUGGAUUUUACCUUCUUCUGAAUAGAAACUUGAAGAACUACAUCAGAAACAUUGACUACUUGAAGAUCAAGGCCUUUCAGAAGGUUUUCUUUAUGCUUGUGUUUGGGCUUGCAUACUUACAAAUGGGAUACUCUAUAGAAAGUAUACAUACCAGGGUGGGAGGAAUAACGUUUAUUCUAACAAACGUGCUCUUUGGAGUGGCCAACCCCAUAUUCAAUAUAUUUUCUGAGGAAAGACUUGUAAUACUCAGGGAAAGAAGAUCUGGAAUGUACUCGGGGAUUGUUGCAUUUAUGGCCAAGUAUGUUUCCGAGAUAUUUAUCAACUUUCUGAUAGAGAUGCCCUAUGUGAUAAUAAUAUAUUGGAUGAUUGGGCUGAGGCCUGGCAUAGAGACUUUUCUAACGUUCCUAGUUAUUUUGGGGUCUCUAAUACUGUUUGGAAUAGCAUAUUCGCUAGCUAUUGGUGCAAUGACAUCUACGCAGAACAGCUCACAAGUGCUGGGGACGAUGGGGCUGCUUGUGUUCUUGGUCUACAGUGGGUCCUUCAACAAUCCAAAAACCAUACCCAGCUGGCUUAGAUGGGCUGUCUGUAUUUCACCUGUGCACUAUGCAACAAAGGCGUCAUUUCAGAACCAAUUGAAUGGGGUAGUAUUUGAAGGCCCUGGCAUACAAAUGAUGGGAGAGGAUCAAAUCAAGCUCCGGGGGCUUGAUGGGACAGGGGUGUCUCUUUGCAUACUCAUUCUGCUUGGAAUGUGUCUUUUUUGCAUGGUAACUGGUGCCUUGGCAUUGCACUUUACCACAAAAAACAACAUGAAGAUGGAGAUAAAUGAUGAAGAGGAAGUAUGA